This is a messenger RNA of Colletotrichum spaethianum, 963 nucleotides long. Its product is annotated as cell wall mannoprotein 1. The transcript has 3 exons. The record is from RefSeq and is a predicted model, not a curated record. Gene Ontology annotation, cellular component: extracellular region. Bases 1 to 963 code for a protein of 320 amino acids. Lineage: Eukaryota; Fungi; Ascomycota; Sordariomycetes; Glomerellales; Glomerellaceae.
AUGCAGCUGACCAAGACUCUUCUCUUCGCCCUCAUCGGCACGGCCUUCGCAGCUCCCGCUGAGAGGCGCCAAGCCUCCGUUAUCCAGGGGGCCGUCACUGAGGUUCAGGGCGCCCUGUCGAAGCUCGAGACCGCCGUGAAGGGCGUUGGAGACGACGUUGCUUCUGCACAGCCCGUUCUGGCCGCCGCUACCGAUGCCCAGGCUGUCAUCACCAAGGCCGGCCAAGAUAUCCAGGCCGCCCAGCCAUUGCAGCUCCAGGAGGCUCUCGGCCUCCAGCAGAUCGCCGGCGACCUCCAGACCUCUGCGUCUGGUCUGAUUGACACUCUCAUCUCCAAGAAGCCCAACUUUGACAAGAUUGGCGUCUCCAACGUUGUCCUCCAGAACCUUCAGCAGCAAAAGACGAGCACACAAUCUCUCGGCCAGUCUCUCAUCUCCAAGGUUCCUGCCAUCGGUCAGGGUAUCGCGCAGCAGGCCGUUGAUCAGGUCUCCGCCGUUAUCGACAAAGGCAUCCAGGCCUACUCUGCCGGCGGCGCUGCCGCUCCCGCCGUCGCUCAGCCAGUGGCUAAACCUGGCAAUGGUACUGCUACUCCUGCUGCUGCUCCCGCUAAGCCCAAAACUCCCGCUGCUUCCCCUGCCACCCCGAAGACUCCUGCUGCUGCUCCUGCUGCCCCUGCUGCCCCCGCUGGGGCCGCUGGGGGUCUCCAGGGCUUGCUCGGUCUUCUCGGUGGUGCGGGCGGUGCGGGCGGUGCCAAUGGUGGUGCCGCUGGAUUGGGUGGCCUCCUUUCAGGCCUCACGGGAGGUGCAGCUGGUGGUGGCGCUGGUGCUGGUGCCGGAGGACUCGGUGCCCUUCUCGGCGGUCUCGGUGGUCUUGGUGGUGCGGCCGGAGGUGCGGGUGGUGGUGCCGCGACGAAGGCGAACGUGGUCGAUUUCGCACAAGACGCAGCAGAGGAGGAUGAGGAAUAA